Molecule: messenger RNA, 2034 nt
Organism: Acanthosepion pharaonis
Lineage: Eukaryota; Metazoa; Mollusca; Cephalopoda; Sepiida; Sepiidae
Source: the annotation of a GenBank genome assembly
AUGUCUCACAAAUGUCAAUUCAAUCAAGUACUGUGUGCAAGAUACACUUUCUUUUUUAUCUAUCCCCCUCUCUCUCUCUCUUCUUCUUCUUCUUCUUCUUCUUCUUCUUCUUCUUCUUAUGAAUCCCUCAUUCUCUUUUACUCUUUCAAUUUUAUGACCAAUCUAUUUCUCUUUCUCCCUUUUUUUAUCAAUCUCAUUCUCUUUCAAUCUUCUUACCCCCUCUCUCUUUCUCUACUUUUUAUCAAUUUCUCAUUCUCUUUUUUCUGUUCCAAUCUUCUUGCCUCCUCUUCCCCACUCCCCGUUUACCUUUUCUCUUUCAAUUUUCUUACCACUCUCUCUUUCUCUCCUUUUUAUCAAUCCCUAUAUUCUAUUUUUCUCUUUCAAUUUUCUUACCUCUCUCUGCUUUUCUUACUCUUUCUCUCUCGUUUUUAUCAAUCUCUUUCUCUUUUCCUCAUUCAAUUUUCUUAUUCCUCUUUCGCCUUUUUAUCAAUCACUCAUUUUUUGUCUUUUUACUUUCUUAUACUUCUCUCUCACUCUCUUUCCUUUUAUCAAUCUCGCAUUCUUUUUUCUUUCUAUCUAUUUAUUUUUUUGCUUUCAUUCUAUCAUCUUUCCUCCUUUUUCCAAUCUUUUUCAUUACGUUUCGUCUUUCCACCGUCUAUUCCUUCCGUUCACAUUAUUUUUCCUUCUUCGUUUCUCACUUGUUUUCUUCUUCUCCCUCCUCCUCUCUCUCUCUCUUCUCUCUCUCUCUCUCUCUCUCUCUCUCUCUCAGUUCUACAUUUGUUGGAUUCUUUGUUUCUUUUUCCUUUUGUUCCUCUUUUUAUUUCUUUCCUUCUAUUCUAUUUUUCUUUCUAUUCAUUUAACCUUUCCUUUUCUUUCACUCUUUCUUUAAUUGUUUCUUUCACUCUUUCUUUAAUUGUUUCUUUCACUCUUUCUUUAAUUGUUUCUUUAAUUGUUUCUUUCACUCCUUCUUUAAUUGUUUCUUUCACUCUUUCUUUAAUUGUUUCUUUUACUCUUUCUUUAAUUGUUUCUUUCACUCUUUCUUUCACUCUUUCUUUCACUCCUUCUUUAAUUGUUUCUUUAAUUGUUUCUUUCAAUCUUUCUUUAAUUUUUUCUUUCACUCUUUCUUUAAUUUUUUCUUUCACUCUUUCUUUAAUUGUUUCUUUCAAUCUUUCUUUAAUUGUUUCUUUCAAUCUUUCUUUAAUUGCUUCUUUCACUCUUUUUUUAAUUGUUUCUUUAAUUUGUUUCUUUAAUUUUUUCUUUCACUCUUUCUUUAAUUUUUUCUUUCACUCUUUCUUUAAUUGUAUCUUUCACUCUUUCUUUAAUUGUUUCUUUCAAUCUUUCUUUAAUUGCUUCUUUCACUCUUUUUUUAAUUGUUUCUUUAAUUGUUUCUUUCACUCUUUCUUUAAUUGUUUCUUUCACUCUUUAAAUUGUUUCUUUAAUUUUUUCUUUCACUCUUUCUUUAAUUUUUUCUUUCACUCUUUCUUUAAUUGUUUCUUUCACUCUUUCUUUAAUUGUUUCUUUCAAUCUUUCUUUAAUUCUUUCUUUCAAUCUUUCUUUAAUUGUUGCUUUCACUUUUCUUUAAUUGUUUCUUUCACUCUUUCUUUAAUUUUUUCUUUCAAUCUUUCUUUAAUUGUUUCUUUCACUCUUUCUUUAAUUGUUUCUUUCACUCUUUCUUUAAUUUUUUUUUUCACUCUUUCUUUAAUUGUUUCUUUCAAUCUUUCUUUAAUUUUUUCUUUCAAUCUUUCUUUAAUUGUUUCUUUCAAUCUUUCUUUAAUUGCUUCUUUCACUCUUUCUUUAAUUGUUUCUUUAAUUGUUUCUUUCAAUCUUUCUUUAAUUUUUUCUUUCACUCUUUCUUUAAUUGUUUCUUUCACUCUUUCUUUAAUUGUUUCUUUCACUCUUUCUUUAAUUGUUUCUUUCAAUCUUUCUUUAAUUGUUUCUUUCACUUUUUCUUUAAUUGUUUCUUUCACUCUAUCUUUAAUUGUUUCUUUAAUUGUUUCUUUCACUCUUUCUUUAAUUGUUUCUUUCACUCUUUAA